Molecule: messenger RNA, 1459 nt
Organism: Cucurbitaria berberidis CBS 394.84
Lineage: Eukaryota; Fungi; Ascomycota; Dothideomycetes; Pleosporales; Cucurbitariaceae
Exons: 2
Coding region: 256-1281 (341 amino acids)
Cellular component (GO): membrane
Source: RefSeq, a predicted model, not a curated record
CAAGGACAAGAUGCAGCCUCCUUUCUCUUACUUUUCUUAUGUAUACUAAGCGUUGCUUCUAAUUUUCUUUCUGCUUUACAUUGUAAUUGCUCCUACUAUUGUGGCUUCCUGCGCGUGCAAUAAUUUGAUUGCAGCCCCUAAUCGUCGACGCACCGCACCUACCUGCUAAGCACACAAACUUGAUGCCUUCACGGUAGCACGGCGUGGGCCUACUACUUCAUUUCCCUUCCUCCUGCCUACCCUACCCCCUACAGCAUGGCUGAACCGCAAAUACACCUCGUCGACCACACCGACGGCGAAGAAACGCAAACGACCCAGUCUGAAGCACCACCGCCUACACCAGACUCGCACAUCGAUGUGCUCUUCGAGAACCAGCGCGGCUGGUUCGUCUUCGGCAUACCCCUCUUUUCCUCGAAAGCGCUAUGGAACUUCAAGAUCGACCCCGCACCGUGGGUAGACGCGAAGUGCAAGCCCUCAGCCGUCAACAUCACGAAUGCACAAGUACCCGACCCUAGCUGGGUGUGGGACUGGAAGAGCUGGUAUGUGGAUAUGAGUCUUGAUGUUGAUGAGGAGGGCUGGCAAUAUAGCCUGCUAUUCAAAGGCUCGCCGUGGCACGGCAAUCAUCCGUGGUUUCACAGCUUCGUGCGAAGACGACGCUGGCUACGGAGGCGGGUCAAGCAGAAGUUGCCACCGAAGACGAAGGCGACUCAGAGAGAACGACUGUUUGGGGAGACAUUCAGCAUCAGUACAACACUGGCAAGGUCAACUACGAUGGGAACGGGGACUUUGAGUGCACAAAAUAGCUCCCAAGCGUCGCUAGAUGAGGAGGUUCGAGACAUAUCGACAUUGAUGAGGAAGCUAAAAGCGGCUGCUAUUGAUCGAGAGAAGAUCAUCAUAAUUCACAAGUUCAUUGACGAUGGCGGGGAAGAGCUACAUUAUUUGGCGCAGCAGAUACCAAUCAUCAUGUCAAUGCUCGUUUUCCAAAACUCGCGCCGCCAACUCCUCUCCACGUUAAUGGACCGCUUUGACGCCGCAAAAGACCACCGUGCAGAACACAAGAAGGAAGACAAGCCUGAAAGCGAGACCGAAGAACGUAGGAUCGAUAACUUGCUAAAGGCCGUCGAGGCAGCCGACAGCGAAUGUAAGAAGCUGGAAUACUGGAGUGAUAUCAGGAAUCUAGCCGAGGAGGGCAAAGCUGGCGAAGCUACAGAUCCCUCGAGAGGAUGGGACGAGAAAUGGCAAGGUCUGGAUGGCAGCGGUGCCAAACACCCUGCGACUUGAUUCAGGAUACUAUUGCAUCGAGGAAGGCGUUAUCAGGAGUUAGAUAUGUUUAGUGAUAUCCUUUGUUUAGUGGAAAGCGGGAGCUGAAGGACUUCAGCAUUUCAGCAUAGCAUGGUCAUAGACAUUGUAAUUACAACCACACCUAGUGCUACUCCUAUCAAACAGCCUAGCCACCCUC